AUGGCAUCUUACCACACUCGAUCAAUCAGUUUUCCCUUGAAAUCUCACCCAAUUGUCGAUCAAUUGGAUGAACAAUUGUGUAGAUUGAGAUCUUCUCGAGCUGCAUCUACUUCAUCGCUCACCAACAAACUUAUGGAUCUUAAAGAUUUAUACAAGUGUGUUGACGACUUUCUCCAACUACCCUUGAAUCGGAAAAUAGUAUAUGACAGUUGGGUCGAGAGAGUAUUGGAUGGAUCGCUAAGACUCCCAGACAUUUGUGCAUCAUCUCGCGAUGUUUUGGCACAAUCAAAGGAACGGAUUCAAGACAUACAGUCAGUUCUAAGGAGAAGAUGGGGGGGUGAACUUAACAUUACAAAUGAAGUUUCUGAAUAUUUGAAAACCCGAAAAAUAGCCAAGAAAAUGAUUAGAAACUUGUCGAAAGACAUCAAGGAAGGUGUCGAAACGAACUAG
Molecule: messenger RNA, 450 nt
Organism: Amaranthus tricolor (Joseph's coat)
Lineage: Eukaryota; Viridiplantae; Streptophyta; Magnoliopsida; Caryophyllales; Amaranthaceae
Exons: 1
Coding region: 1-450 (149 amino acids)
Biological process (GO): shoot system development; root development
Source: RefSeq, a predicted model, not a curated record